Messenger RNA from Hyla sarda, 7289 nucleotides. RefSeq names its product WD repeat domain 37 (gene WDR37). The transcript is spliced from 16 exons. Gene Ontology annotation, molecular function: protein binding. NCBI's taxonomy places the organism in Eukaryota, Metazoa, Chordata, Amphibia, Anura, Hylidae. Gene Ontology annotation, cellular component: preribosome, large subunit precursor. The coding region runs from base 326 to 1810 and encodes 494 amino acids. The record is from RefSeq and is a predicted model, not a curated record.
GCGGGACUUCCGUUGUCAAGGCAAAUGUCCGGAGCUGGCUGUGCGUGUGCUGGGUAGUGAGGAGGAGGGGAGCCCUGCUCUGUCAUACGGUCUGCGGAGAAGGAUAUUUGACCCUGUACCAGAUGUUAUAAAGCCCUAAUGGGCCAGGAGGAUAGCGCUACUUAAAACAGGUUACAAGGAAAAUACCUACUAAGCCAAUACUUGGUUGAUCACAAAGAGAAAAAAAAACUGGUGUAGUGGAUGUGGCACUUGUUCAGCAUGAUUCCCGUAAGGCUCAGAGGACAGUUUUUCUUCCAUCCUGUUGGAAACCACAAAGUGAGGAGGGAUGCCCACUGAAAGUGGAAGCUGGGCGGCGGCGCGACAGACUAAGCAGAAGCGCAAGUCCAACAGUCUGACCCUAAAGAGGACAAACAGCUCGGAGCAGGACCGCCCCAGCCUGCAUCGGGACAUGCUGGAAGGACAGGAUUCCAAGCUGCCGUCGUCUGUACGGAAUACUCUUCUGGAGCUCUUCGGGCAAAUAGAAAGGGAAUUUGAGAAUCUCUACAUAGAGAAUCUAGAAUUGCGACGUGAAAUAGACACAUUGAAUGAACGCCUGGCAGUAGAAGGACAAACAAUCGAUGGUGCUGAAUUAAGUAAAGGUCAAAUGAAAACCAAAGCUAGUCACAGUACAAGCCAGCUGUCACAGAAGCUGAAGACCACCUACAAAGCAUCAACCAGCAAGAUCGUCUCCAGCUUCAAGACCACAACGUCUCGGGCGAUCUGCCAGUUGGUGAAAGAGUAUGUUGGCCACAGGGACGGUCUGUGGGAUGUCAGUGUUACACGGACACAGCCAGUAGUCCUAGGGACAGCCUCUGCAGAUCACACAGCAUUGCUGUGGAGCAUAGAGACUGGAAAAUGCCUUACCAAGUACAUUGGCCAUGCUGGAUCAGUGAACUCUAUAAAAUUUCACCCUACAGAUCAAAUUGCAUUAACAGCAUCUGGAGACCAGACAGCUCACAUCUGGCGCUACGUGGUGCAGUUACCCACUCCGCAGCCAUCAGCAGACACCAGCAUAUCUGCAGAAGAAGAAGUGGACUUUUCAGAUAAAGAUGAUCUUGAUGCGGACGGAGAUAUUUCCAGUGAUUGUCCUACUGUCCGGGUGCCCAUAACCACACUUAAAAGUCAUCAGGGAGUGGUAAUCGCUGCUGAUUGGUUGGUCGGGGGAAAGCAAGCUGUUACAGCAUCAUGGGAUAGGACUGCCAACUUGUAUGAUGUAGAGACGUCUGAGCUGGUCCACUCCCUCACAGGUCACGACCAGGAAUUAACCCACUGCUGCACACAUCCCACACAGCGUCUUGUAGUGACGUCAUCCCGUGACACAACCUUCCGGCUGUGGGAUUUUAGAGACCCCUCAAUACAUUCUGUGAAUGUUUUUCAGGGCCACACUGAUACUGUGACCUCUGCUGUGUUUACGGUGGGGGACAAUGUUGUGUCGGGAAGUGAUGACCGUACUGUGAAAGUCUGGGAUUUGAAGAAUAUGAGAUCACCCAUUGCCACCAUACGAACAGAUUCUGCUGUAAACAGGAUUAGUGUGUCCGUCGGCCAGAGGAUCAUUGCCCUUCCGCAUGACAAUCGACAGGUUCGGUUAUUUGAUAUGUCUGGAGUAAGAUUAGCGCGUCUUCCUCGCAGUAAUAGACAGGGCCACCGUAGAAUGGUCUGCUGCUCGGCUUGGAGCGAAGAUCAUCCAACAUGCAAUCUCUUCACGUGCGGCUUCGAUCGCCAGGCCAUAGGAUGGAACAUAAACAUCCCUGCAUUGCUGCAAGAGAAAUGAACCUAAGAAGACCUAAAUAUGUAUAUGUAUUGGUUGAAUUUAACAUUUUUACCAUGGAUAUUUUCCAUCAGCACAGGCGUUCACUGGCCUGCCGUUAUUGUGAGAUCCCAAAAACGAGUGCUUUGUAAACGUGUUCUCAUUCCCUCAUUGUGCAUGACGCAUCUGAGGAAAACAGGCAAGACACAGUCCUUGUCCCUCCGUUUUAAAGAUGAAAUAUUUCUUUUGGGAUCCCAUCACAAAAAUCUUUAUUUUUCAUCCAGAGCACAUUGUAGUGCUUAUUACUUGUCACUAUCAAAUGUAGAUGUGCAGUAGGGCAUUACAUUACUGUGAUAUAAUGUGAAUCUCAUGUAAUUGUUGUGAAGGAUGUAAUCGUCUGCUGCAUUUAUACAUAGGCAUAUCUGCCGCCUGUAAAAAAUAAAUAGACAUAAGAGUAAAUUAAAAACUGUUACAGAAAAAAAAAAACUAUGAAAUGGAGUGUAUAUGUCACUCAUGGCAUAGUUCAGCAUUAUACAACAAAUUCAUCAUAAAGCAUUUGCUGCUUCUGGUAUUAUUUUUUUCCUGUUUUUUUGAGGCUUCAGCAUUUUAUCUUACUUUUUUUAAAAUAUGUAUUUUUAUUUUGUUCUUUAAAGGAUGUAUGUUACAAAAAUAAGCAAAAAAUGUUGUUGAGCCACAAUUGCAGUUGUGAUAUAUAGUCAUGGCCGUAAAUGUUGGCACCCCUGAAAUUUUUCAAGAAAAUGAAGUAUUUCUCACAGAAAAGGAUUGCAGUAACACAUGUUUUGCUAUACACACGUUUAUUCCCUUUUGUGUGUAUUGGAACUAAACAAAAAAAAUUGAUUAAAAAAAGCAAAUUGGACAUAAUGUCACACCAAACUCCAAAAAUGGUCUGGACAAAAUUAUUGGCACCCUUAACUUAAUAUUUGGAAAAAAAUAACUGAAAUCAGUUGCUUCCUAGAACUAUCAAUAAGCUUCUUACACCUCUCAGCCGGAAUGUUGGACCACUCUUCCUUUGCAAACUGCUCCAGGUCUCUCUUAUUGGAAGGCGCCUUUUCCCAACAGCAAUUUUAAGAUCUCUCCACAGUUGUUCAAUGGAAUUUAGAUCUGGACUCAUUGCUAGCCACUUCAGAACUCUCCAGCGCUUUGUUGCCAUCCAUUUUUGGGGGCUUUUUGACGUAUGUUUGGGGCAUAGUCCUGCUUGAAAACCCAAGAUCUCGGACGCAAACCCAGCUUUCUGACACUGGGCUGUGCAGUGCGACCCGAAAUCCGUUGGUAAUCCUCAGAUUUUAUGAUGCCUUGCACAUAUUCAAGGCACCCAGUGCCAGAGGCAGCAAAACAACCAAAACAUAAUUGAACCUCCACCAUAUUUCACUGUUGGUACUGUGUUCUUUUCUUUGUAGGGCUCAUUCUGUUUUCGGUAAACAGUAGAAUGAUGGGCUUUACCAAAAAGCUCUAUCUUGGUCUCAUCUGUCCACAAGAUGUUUUCCCAGAAGGAAGUUUAUUUUGGCAAAAUGUAGUCUUGCUUUUUUAUGUCUCUGUGUCAGCAGUGGGGUCCUCCUGGGUCUCCUGCCAUAGCGUUUAAUUUCAUUUAAAUGUCGACGGAUAGUUUGCGCUGACACUGAUGCUCCCUGAGCCUGGUGGACAGCUUGAAUAUCUUUGGAACUUGUUUGGGGCUGCUUAUCCACCAUCCGGACUAUCCUGCAUUGACAUCUUUCAUAAAUUUUUCUCUUCCGUCCAUACCCAGGGAGAUUAGCUACAGUGCCAUGGGUUGCAAACUUCUUGAUAAUGUUGCGCACUGUGGACAAAGGCAAAUCUAGAUCUCUGGAGAUGGACUUGUAACCUUGAGAUUAUUGAUAUUUUUCCACAAUUUUGGUUCUCAAGUCCACAGACAGUUCUCUUCUUCUCUUUCUGUUGUCCAUGCUUAGUGUGACACACACAGACACACAAUGCAAAGACUAAGUGAACUUCUCUCCUUUUUAUCUGCUUUCAUGUGUUAAUUUUAUAUUGCACACACCUGUUACUUGUUCCAGGUGAGUUUAAAGGAACAUCACAUGUUUGAAACAAUCUUAUUUUUCUACAAUUUUGAAAGGGUGCCAAUAAUUUUGUCCAGCCUAUUUUUGGAGUUUGGUGACAUUAUGUCCAAUUUGUUUUUUUCCUCCCUUUUUUGGUUUAGUUCCAAUACACACAAAGGGAAUAAACAUGUGUAUAGCAAAACAUGUUACUGCAAUCCUUUUCUGUGAGAAAUACUUUAUUUUCUUGAAAAAUUUCAGGGGUGCCAACAUUUAUGGCAGUGUCUAUGCUGGACUUUGUUGUUCUAGAAUAGUAUGGACACUAGGGCAGAGAGGUUUGCUUUUGACCAACUUAUACUUUGCUUCUAGAUAUAGCCUUAUUAAAAUGGUUGUCCGAGAUUAGGGGGAAAAAAUGGUCUGCCUUUUACCCCCCAAAGCAGGGUAACUAUUAUUUGGACACAGUGCAGGGCUUCAAGUGCUGUGUCCGUUCACGUGUGCACUUCGGCAUUUCCAAAUUCCCAUAGACUCACGCAACGUGCAAAUUUAUGGGACUCCAGUGAUUCCGUUCUUUUGGCGGAGCGAAAGCACUUGCUUGCAUCAUGUCCAAAUGAUAGUUGUGUUUUAGCCCCAUUCUCAUGAAUGAGGGUAAUUUGCAAUACCAGGCAAAUCCCAAGAAAGGUUCAGCUUCUGUCGGAAAAGCUAUUUAAUUCCUUCUAAAUAACUUAUAACCUAUCCACCAUAUAGCUAAGUACAUGUUCGCUGGGGUCCGACUGCUGGGACCCCUGCCAAUCACAAGUUCUUCAAGCACUCUGAAUAUAGGUGAUCCACUUUCUUGUGAUCAGUGUUGGUCCCAGUUAUCGGACCGCCACCAAUCAGAUGGUAACCUUUUUAACUAUAUUGUACUUAUUUUGAAUUAUAGCUAUAUGUACCCCGAUGCUGCAUUCACAAUGUACACUUAAACAGCUUGGCUAGGCUCUUAUAACACAAUGAGAUCUGCUGAACUACUUUCUGGAACAGAUAUGUGUUCUAAAUCAGAUAACUGUGCUGUGUCUGGUGUAAAAACAUGUCCCAGAAUACAGAAUGGCAAACCAUCUGCUUUCCAGACACCGAUCUAGCAGGGGGUCACUGGGAGAUAAGAGAUCAGUAGAAUUCAGAAUGCAGCUCUUGAUGAGAUUGGUCCGUAAUGCAGUAAAUGUGCAUAUUUACCUAACUUUUGUAUUGUCUAGAUGUGGACUAUAAAAAAUGUAUAUUUGCAAAAGUGAAUUUUCUCUUUUAGGGUAGGGUCACCCGCAGCGCAUACGGAGCAUAUUUGACGCUGCAAGACAUCUGGCGGGCAGUGGAAAACAUGACACAUGCGCUAUGAGCAGAAACACAGGGCUUUCCCCACCACAGUCCUGUGUGUGCAGUGAUGUUCAGAGAUGGACUGAGCGCACCAACCUAACUGUGACGUGAGGGCCCGCUUCUAAACCUUAUUGCGCACACACAGAGCUGCGGCGGGGAAAGCCUUGUGUGUCUGCUUAUUGCACAUAUGCACCGUAGACAGAAUGCUCACAGCGUAAAAUACCGUGCGUGUUUGACCCUUCCCUUAAAGUCUAUUCACACGUACAGCGUAUUUAAUACGCAGGAUUCGAAGCCAUUUAGGUUGUAUUGAAAUCUGCAGCAUCAAAUAUGCACAAGAUAAUGUACAUGUGAAUACACCCUUAGGGAAGGGUCGUACGUAACGGUGUAUGUUUGGCUGCUCCAAGCGACGGAUUGCUGCUGUGAAUGGGCAAGGUGGAGGGGGGCUUGGUUAUGACAACAGCUGGAGGCACACUAUGGGUCAGGUCACCGGCGGAUCAGUUACAUAAGGAUCGACCGAUUAUUGGUUUGACCGAUAUCACGAUUUUGGAAGUUAUCGGUAUCGGCAAUUACCUUGCCGAUAAUGCCCCCCCACCCCACCGCACCACCGCCCCGGCCAGAGACCACCGCUGCCCCAUUGCCUCCCCCAUCCCCGGUUUUAUAAUUACCUGUGCCCGGCGUCCGCGCUACUUCUGGCUCCUGCGGCAUCCUGUGUUACGCUGUGCAAUGGCGAGUGAUGUCACAACGCAACGUCACCGUCAGUGCGCACAGUGACAGCUCAGGACGCCGCUGGAGCCAGAAGUAGCGCAGACCCCGGGAACAGGUAAUUAUAAAACCGGGGAUGCGGAGGCAAUGGGGCAGCGGCGGUGGUUGGACUAAGGACCGGCAGGGGGAGAGAAGCGGGCGGCGGCAGUCUCUGGUCCUGCAAAAGCCGCUGCAGUUCAUUGAUUUAAAGCGCCAGCCGAUAAUUUAUACCGGAAUAUCGGCUAUCGACCGGAAAGGCCACAGAUUAUCGGGAUCGGCCCUAAAAAAUCAAUAUCGUUCGAUCCCUAGACCCUACCCUUUGGGUCUAUUCACUCGUGCAGUAUCUGCUACGUAUUUAAAGCUGCAGAUUUCAGUGUAAACUAAAUGACUGAACACAACUCAAAAUCUGCAACAUCCAAUAUGCGCAGGACACUGUGAAUAGACCCUAAAGGGGUUGUUCUACCAACAAGGAUGAAGGAUAUAUAUAUAUGAUCGCUGGAGGACUCAACACAGGAACACCCAACGAUCACGCAAAUCAUAUAUUAAUAAUUUAUCCCAGUGUUUCCCAACCAGUGUGCCUCCAGCUAUUGCAAAACUACAACUCCCAGCAUGCCUGGACAGCCGAAGGCUUGGUGUUGUAGUUUUGCAAUAGCUGGAGGUACACUGGUUGGGGAAACCCUAAUUUAUCCUCAUUAAUGGGACAUCCCCUUUUUAAAUCUACUAUACCAUUGCCAAAUCUCUUCGGUGAGCUUAUCAUCGUCGACAGGAAUUUAUACUCUUACCUUGCCCAUGCCUUGUUUAGAGUAAAAAAAAAAAAAGAUAAUCUCUUAGGAGCCUGUUCUUGUGAGAAUUGAAAUCAGGCUCGCAAUGUGAUUUUCAAUCACCAAAAAUAUGAAAGCAAAUUUAAAGCACUUUAGCUCUGAGAUGCCGUUACGAACAAUUUGUAACACUCUCAAAUAGCAUUUUCAGCGACUGCGGGCUGACCUUCUUAGGAAUGACUUUGACAACAUUUAGAGCAAUUUUCCCCCCAAAAUAAUAAUAAGACGACAAAAAAAAGAAAAGCUUAACAGGUUGCAUUUUAUAAUUUUUUUUCCGCCCCAUCAAUACUAUUCUUUUGAAAUCAUUGCAUCCCCAGCUUUACAUAGCUAGGCUGUUAAUGUUGCUAUGUAAUAUAUUAUUGUUCUCCUUGAGUAUUGAUGAUUUAUUUGCUAAAUGGCGCGCCAGGAGAUCAUAGUCAGCAAUAAGGCGGCCUGCUUUCCUGUUUUGCACAUGAAUGUGAUGACACUCCAGGGGAAGUCUUAGGGAAAUCUUUACAUCUAAAUGAUAUCUGUAUGUAAAUGUAUUGAUUGUAUCGGUCACAUGUCAUUUCCGAAUUAAAAACAAGUGCGUCCGUG